This is a messenger RNA of Arabidopsis lyrata subsp. lyrata, 3056 nucleotides long. Its product is annotated as kinesin-like protein KIN-14T. The record is from RefSeq and is a predicted model, not a curated record. Lineage: Eukaryota; Viridiplantae; Streptophyta; Magnoliopsida; Brassicales; Brassicaceae. Gene Ontology annotation, molecular function: microtubule motor activity; microtubule binding; ATP binding. The transcript has 11 exons. Gene Ontology annotation, biological process: microtubule-based movement. Bases 280 to 2847 code for a protein of 855 amino acids.
CUUUCCUUCAAGGUUAAAAUUUGUAUAUAAAGGGGUCUAUAGUUAUAUGUAUAUGGUGGGCACCUGCAGAGAUUUUGAUCUUGAAGAACAUUCUCUUCAGUUUCUUUCGUCCUCUUUAAAAAACCUAAUCUCUAAACUCCACCAUUGAUGAGCUCUGACCCUAAUCUCACCACUUUCCUCUCACUUUCUCGGCAAAAGUUCAGUGAUUUGCUCUGUUUCCUGGAGAAUUUGCUCUGUUUUUUAAACCAAGAUUCAAGAUUUGGUUUUGACGGAGCAUAAAUGGAGAGAACAAGAUCAAAACCGAUUCGGGAUUUACCCGAGACAAUCCAUUCGUUGCUCGGUUUGAAAUCUCAUAUGACUUCUGAUUGGGUUAAAUCUGUGUGCAACAUCGUCAAGAACAAUUCUUCAACGUCAAAGGAAGAAGAAGAUGACUCUGUUUCUACCGAUUUACAGAGCAUUAGAGAUAAACUCUCUGCACUAACAGUUCAAGUCAAUGAUCAGAACAAACAGAGAAGACAGAUUCUUAAUGAGUUCUUGGACCUUAAAGGGAACAUGCGUGUGUUUUGUCGAGUCAAACCCUUAGGAGCCUCCGAAAAGUUGAGGCCACCGGUUGCUUCGGAUACAAGAAAUGUGAUCAUCAAGUUAUCAGAAACCAAGAGAAAAACCUACAACUUCGACAGAGUUUUCCAACCUGAUUCAUCCCAAGAUGAUGUUAUCUUAGAGAUUGAACCAGUAAUCAAAUCGGUUAUCGAUGGCUACAACGCUUGUAUUUUCGCGUAUGGACAAACCGGUACUGGGAAAACUUAUACAAUGGAGGGUCUUCCGAACUCUCCAGGUAUCGUUCCUCGAGCGAUCAAGGGAUUGUUCAAACAAGUCGAGGAAAGCAAUCAUAAGUUUUUAAUCCACUUCAGUAUGCUUGAGAUUUACAUGGGAAAUCUUAAAGACUUGCUUCUUUCUCAAGCAACUAAACCCAUUUCUCCAAUACCUCCAAGUCUUUCGAUUCACGCUGACGCAAGUGGAGAGAUAGAGAUCGAUAACUUAGUGAAUCUUAAAGUGGAUGACUUUAAUCAAGUCUUCAAGUUAUACAAAGAAGGAUGUCGAAACAGAGCAACUGCCUCCACUAACUCUAACUCUGCUUCCAGCAGAUCACACUGUAUGAUCCGUGUAUCGGUCACUUGUCUUGGAGCUUCUGAGAGACGGCGUGAAACAAACAAGAUUUGGCUAGUGGAUCUUGGCGGAAGCGAGCGAGUGUUGAAAACCAGAGCCACUGGUCGUCGUUUUGAUGAAGGCAAAGCCAUUAAUCUCUCUUUAUCUGCUCUUGGGGAUGUCAUCAACUCUCUUCAACGCAAGAACUCUCACAUUCCUUACAGGAACAGCAAGCUCACACAGGUUCUGAAAGACUCUCUCGGACAAGAUUCAAAAACGUUGAUGCUUGUUCAUAUCAGCCCUAAAGAAGAAGAUCUAUGUGAAACCAUAUGUUCUUUAAACUUUGCAACGAGGGCAAAGAACAUUCAUUUAGGGCAGGACGAAUCAACGGAAGAACAACAAAAAAAGGAGGCUGUGAUGAUGAAUCUGCAGAAGAUGAUGGAAAAGAUCGAACAAGAGCGCGAGAUGUCGUUAAGAGAGAUGAGAAAUCUAAACAAGACGUUGGAGAAAUUCACUGGUAAGCCUCAUGUUAUUGAAGAAGAAGAAAAGGAUGUGAUUAGAGAAGAGAUUCAAGUGACUCCAAAAAAACCAAAAAACAAAUCAAGACGUGCUUCAGAUGUUUUUCCUAGCUUCAUGAGACCAACAGCUAGCAGCAGAAGAUUAUCAGGAGCAGAUUUUAGCGUAACCCCUAAUGCUUCGGGCUAUAAGUCUAGAAGGAACUCGAUGAUAUCUGUCCGAGCUGAAUCUGUGCGCCUUCCGGUGAAGAAGAACAGAUAUGAUUCUGCCUGUGACUCAUCAGACAGGAGCGUUUCAAAAUCGACUUGCGUUAUGCGUCAAAAUACAUCAGAUGAUGCAACGGUGUAUAGUCAGGACAUAUCUGAAUGUGACAUUAAGUUGGUAGUGUCUGAGCACAAGCCAAAAGCACUGCAGAUGGGGCCUGGAUCUGCGACAAAAUCCCGCUCCAAGAUCUGUAACUUCGAGAAAGAUGCGGCGCAGAAGAUGGACGGAACAGAGUUUUCUAGGAUUAACAGUUGGCUUCGUUCGCAAUCUGAAAACAGAAGUUACGUGCUUGACAAGGAUCAACUUCCUGCGACUCCCCAAAACAGGUCGUUGGAGAAGUCAUCAACACAGAGUCUUACAACGGAGAAGAUCACUGGAAAUGAGUUCUUGGAAAAAUUGGAAGAUAUAGAAGAGUCUAAAACAGAUGAAACAGUGGUUAAACCUACACAAAUGCUUAAAAAGCUGUUUGAGCUGCAAUGUCUCUGUUCUGCUGAAGAAGAGGAUCAGAUUUUGUCCAGAUUCCCAAAUCCUGGUUAUGAGGAUGUUGAUGAGUCUCUUUAUCCUCCCGUUUUAGAAAACGAUGGAUUUAGCCAACACAUAGACAAUGAAUGGUUUGGAGUCAAUCACAGUGCGGCUUGGGAGCGAGAUUCACCAGCCACGAUCCCGUUGUUAGAACGUGAACCGGAUCUCAAACAGCUGUUACCGGAAUUGGCUUUCGAUCAUUCACUUAAACCAAGAGGUUUGGCGUUCGCGGAGGAUGUAGCUCCACCAUUGCUUAGAGCACAAGAAACCUUGGGAGAAAGAGGAAAAGCUCCAACGUUCAUGCAGAAAGUUCAGGCUUUAUGCUUCCGCAUUCUUCUGGGAUUAGGGUUUAUUGAUGUGGGCUAUGGUAAUGACUUUUUCAGUGGAUUAACCAAGUAAAGACAAGAACUGAUUCAAUUCGUCUUUGAGAUCCCCAAAAGAUGCAUGCAAGUUUAGCUUUUUUCAGUAGAGAUUAAAGUAUGGAAUUUUUUGAAUAAAAGUUAGUUUUGUACUUUAAUGAUUCCGUUAGAAUCCAUUUAUAGUUUUGUUUAAAACCUGGCAAUGGCAUGUCUAAUUUUUUUGUUAAAGGCGAAAAGGUUUACAUGUCA